Strongylus vulgaris is the source of this 764-nucleotide messenger RNA. The record is from the annotation of a GenBank genome assembly. NCBI's taxonomy places the organism in Eukaryota, Metazoa, Nematoda, Chromadorea, Rhabditida, Strongylidae.
AUGGGAAGCAGUGCAUUCCGAGAGCCUUCACCUAUACAGUCCAUUGCUGCUGAAGAAGGUAAUCAAUCAGUUCUCUCCAACAUGAGCGAAUCCAUUCUAAACAGCACUCUUGCCAAUACCUCUAUUGAUUACGAGAAGGACGAGCGAAUACAACGACUAGAGAAUGAAGUUUUACAAAGCGAAUUAGAAGGCGCACACUCUGCAGUAAAAAGCGCAAAAAAUGAUCUGGAACUUUUAAAUAUGGAACGGGAUGGUCUGCUUGAAAAAAUUGAAAAACUGUCUGAAACCAAUACAGAGUUGGAUUCAUCGUUGAAACGGGAGAAAGACUUAAGUUCUUCCCUCAGAUCAUCUUUGGAAAAGCAGUCAACUGAAAUUGAACGUCUGCAUGGAGAACUGGAUUCCGCACGGUCUCAAGCGCAUUCUUUGGCAGCCAAACUCUCUGAAAGUACUGAAACAAUAAGUCGGUUGGAGGAACAACUGAAACAUGCAAGAGGAGAACCCACGGACGCAGGAGAUGAGACACAAAUUUUGCAUUUACGCAACAAUCCUUUGCAAUGUGCAAUGGACGAGGUUGCAGAGAGCGAACGUGCGCGAAAGAGAAAGGCGGACGACACCUUUGGAGAUGAAUCAUCCGAAGCAAAACGAGCUCGCGAAGAGAAAAUCCAUGCUCUCGAAGCCCAGUUGAGAAAAAGUGAACGAGAUAAAGAGCAAGCUUUGAGGCUUCAGACUGAUUUUGCAAAGAAGUACAGGUACAUGAAGUGAUU